This is a messenger RNA of Neurospora tetraspora, 1506 nucleotides long. RefSeq names its product S-adenosyl-L-methionine-dependent methyltransferase. The transcript is spliced from 6 exons. Bases 1 to 1392 code for a protein of 463 amino acids. Lineage: Eukaryota; Fungi; Ascomycota; Sordariomycetes; Sordariales; Sordariaceae. The record is from RefSeq and is a predicted model, not a curated record.
AUGCAUCCGGCCCAUGUCAUUAGAGAUCCUUCCCCCCUUGAUUGGCGCCCCGGUAACUUAUCAUACCCACUCCGCUCUCUACACGCCCCUCAUAGCCCAGGUAAUUAUUCCUUUCUUUGCGGUGUCUACUUUUCGGUUUCUUUUUACCUGAUCCACUACGAUCUCUCCGGCAAGGUGUUCUUCUUCCUUAUCUACAACUUUCCUCGGCCUUUCCAGAACAUCAACCAUCCAAGCGAAUCCAACAGCGAGGCGACAGAUUCUUUGUCCAAGGUAAGGAUCGAAUCAAACAUCAACCCGGAGAAUCAAGAGGAGAUCUGUUCUGGACAACUUGACGACAACGAGAUGGAACAAGGUGCGGGCGUUAUUGAGCCACUGGCCGAGGGCGAAUGGCAGAGCGGGGAGGAUACAGCCACGUCGGAUUAUGACCCCAGCAUAGCCGAGUCGCGGUAUGGCUCUCUCACAUCCAGCGUGAACGACCACAUCUGGGAAUAUGGAAGGCGAUACCAUACGUUUCGCGAAGGAAGAUACCCAUUACCCAACGACGACCUCGAGUACAACCGCGAAUACAUGCGACAUGCCAUGUUCAAGGAGAUGCUGAAAGGAAAGCUAUUUGUUGCGCCGAUCGGAAAUCAUCCCCAAAAGAUUGCCGACCUUGGGACCGGAUUUGGCGACUGGGCUAUCGAGAUGGGAGAGAUGUUUCCUAGCGCCAGAGUAGUAGGCGUUGACUUGUCUCCAAUUCAACCUGUCUGGAUCCCGCCAAAUGUCGAGUUUGUGGUAGACGAUAUCGAAGACGAAUGGGUGCAAGACUCGGACUUUGAGUUUAUCCAUCUGCGCUAUGUCAGUGUUACGCUCAAGGACAACGCAACGCUAUUCCGGAGGAUAUUCGAGAACCUCAAGCCUGGCGGUUGGGUCGAGUCCGUAGAAGUGAACCCGCACGUUUUCAGCGAUGAUAACACCGUUAACCCUGAUCACGCGCUGUUGAGAUUUCAUGAAGUAGGGAGCGAGGUUCUCUCAAGCAGAUACGGAUUCGAGGUUGAUAUCGCCGAGCACCUCCCAGAGUUGAUGCAAAGAAUAGGUUUCAUUAACGUGCGGAAAACCGUCAUGCACGUACCGGUGGGUGAGUGGCCCAGGGAUCAGCAUCAGCGCAUCAUAGGCCGGCUCAUGAAGGAGGUAAGCAUGGACCUAUGUGUUGCCAUGUCGGCAAGGCCGUUCAUCGAAAACGGAAUGGAGGAGAAGGAGAGAGAGGAACUCCAAAGCAGUGUGAAGGCUGUGCUCAACGACCGGCGGGUCCAUGCGCAGGUCCUGAUGUACUUCAUAAUAGGCCAGAAGCCGCCAUUGAGUGCGAAUCCCAGUACAACCAGUUUCGGCAGUAGUCAGCAGCAGCAGACGUAGGGAAAUUGGGCGAGGAAGCGGUAAACAAAAGACAGAAUUCUGAUUCUAAGGUGUUACUUCGAUUUCGAUGUCGACAUGUCACAUCGCCUUUUUCAGUCAAACCAUACUGUCGGG